GUGCUGUAUCAGGAAGCCAACAACAAUUACAACAACAGCAGCAGCAGCAGCAGCAGCAGCAGCAGCAACAACAGCAACAGCAGCAACAACAACAGCACCAGCAGCAACAGCAAACCGCAAAUCGGGAAUUAAAUGCGCAGUAUGGACCUGGACCAAGUUUACGGCCCCAAACGGAAGGAAGUUGGAUACAAGGUGGAAGUCGUACAGCCAGUGGUGCAGGAAUCGCAACUACUGGUCCUGGAAGUGGGAGUUCAGGGGUCCAGGCCCCCCCUUUAAACAUUACUGGAUCAGGAGGACAUACCGACAUAUCUGCCACAGGGCGACAGAACUUGGUCCAGUCUCCCAACAUGGGCAUGGGCCAGGGAGGCCCUCAUAAUUCCUCGAAUAGUCAGAAUGCUUUGAAUUCUAGUUCUCAUCAAGUCGGUCCAAAUCUACAUCACUACAGAGGACUUAUUCCUCCAUUUAUGUACAGAGGAAAUUUUUCUGGCGGAUUUCCUUCUCAAUUCCCGGCAAACGCAAAUUCCGGUGGACCUAGACCUCGAUUCAAUUAUCCCUCAGAACGAUUCCCUCCUCCACCGGUUCGUCAACAAGAACGCGAACGCGUUUCCGAAGAAGAAAUCAUUACACGGCCAAUCAUCAAGGAAGAAGAUCUCACACGAAUGGACGAUAUUUCUCGCGAUGCUGGCUGGGCAGCGCACGACGAUAUCGAUUACAAUCAAAAGCUUGCCUUCAGUGACGACGAGCCGGAUCCUGAACCCUCGAAGAAAGAUGAAAAAAAAGACAAUAAGGAAGAGAAAGUAGAAGAGAAUUCGAUAGACGACAAAGAGAAGACGAGAGAGAACCGUGACAACCGCGACAACCGCGACAUUCACGAUAAUAAUCGUGAUUCGAAGGAAUCUCGUGAUCAAGCAAUUCAUCGUUCAUGGACUCAGAAUUCUUUAUCCCGUGAUUAUCGUGGCUCGAAUGGGUCUGGUACCUAUAGCGGCGGUCAGUCGCAACUGCAUUCGGUGCAUUCUUUGAGAGGUGUGGAAGAUGAUGAGGCGUGGAACGAGAGACGCAGACUGAAAGUCGUCGAGGUAGCGUCUGCCGUUGAGCGUGCCCGCCAACGGAAGGAAGAGGAGGAGAAACGAUACCAGGAGUCAACCAGACAAGCGGCAGCUAAAAAAUUGCAAGACUUGGAGCAGAAGUUGAAGGAAAAGCAAGCCAACGAAUCGAAAGGUCUGAUAAGCGUUCCUCCGGUGCCGAUUCCAGUCCCCGAAUGGGAGCGAGAGAGGGAGAACAGGGAGCGUGAGAACAGAGAACGGGAGCGAUUCGAAGGGAAGGACGAAAAGUCGCUGAACCGUGAAUUACGUGAAAACAGAGACGGUCUAAAAGAUGGCAGAGACUCGCGCGAUCAGUUGAUGUCAGACUUUCGACAAGCGGACCGACAAGGUUUCACGAGGCAAGACAGCAUUCGUAGCGAGCGCGAAAGAGAACGAGACCGUGAUCGCGAUCAAAGGGAUACCAGGGAUCGUGAACUGCACGCUUCGUUCUCGCGAUAUUACAAAACUAACUUGCCACCCCGAUUUCAAAAGCAACAAGCGGAAAAGAUCAAUGCCGGUCUUAAUCGAGUUUCUCCCAAUACCGAAAGAUCGGCCGCGCAAGCGGUCCCAUUUUCUCAGCAAUACGAUCCUGGCAGAUGGGUUCACGGCCACAGCUCUUUAAUAGACAACAGCUUGAAAGCAUCGUCGUCCCAUGGUGCCUCGCAACGACGCAGCAGAACGGACUCGGACAUUUCCACUUCGAUGGACGACGAUCGACCUCCAUCCCGAGACUAUCGUGGAUCUCUGCUCCGGGACGAUCGAUAUCGUCACUCCUCGCAUCGGCCGUACGACACGCGCAAGCCAGCCGGUUACUACGACGAGUACACUCGCAGCUGCAGAGACCACGACUACGACGAUAGACACUCGCGCGAUUCUUGGGAACGUGAAAGAUACUUCGACGACAAUAAGGAUCGGGAGUCGAAGGACGGCAUUGAGCCCAGGGAUAACCGAGAGACACGCGACGUUCGCGAUAAUCGUGCAACCAGGGACGCUCGAGAAGCGAGAGAGAUCCGAGAAAGAGACAACAAGGAUAAAAAGGAUUACGAUAAUUAUCUAAAGGAUCCCUUCGACGAUCGUAAUCGCGAGCGUGAACGCGAUCGCGAACGUGAUCGCGAACGUGACCGCGAUCGUGACCGCGAACGUGAUCGUGAACGCGAUCGUGAUCGUGAUCGUGAUCGUGAUCGGGAACGAGAACGGGAGCGAGAGCGUGAACGUGAGCGUGAACGCGAGCGGGAACGUGAACGAGAACGAGAGCGGGAACGAGACCGCGAUCAAAGAGAAAGAUCGGAGAGUACGGAAUGGCGCGAGGAACGCAUCAUUCAAGACAGAAUGAUCGACGCUCGCCGCGAUAUACAGAGGGAGGAACGAAUGGAGCGCAACGAACGUCCGCAGAGACCAGAUUCUCGCGACAGUCGUGCCUCCCGAGAGUCGAAGACGUCGCUACGCGAUGACGAGUCACACAAAUUGCGGGACUGCAGCUCCUGGGUGAACGAAGUGGCCGACUACGAGGAGAAUAAACGCGACGCGUAUCACGAGGAUAUACGCGAGCGAGAGCGAGAGCGAGAGCGAGAGAGAGAACGGAGGCAGCCGUUGGGCCCUGUCACUAAAGAGAGGAUCGAGGCGGACGAAUUGAAGGGCGAGAAGCGUAAUCUGACCCAGUUGAAGCGAGCGAGCUCCGAUCAGGACAAGAAGGAUCAAGCGAUCAAGGAAUCCAUCUCGUCGACCAUGGAGCCGAAGAAGGAGAUGAUGGACGUUUGGAAUAGAAAAAUCGAUCGAGUCAACGAGAGCAAUCGGAUGAUCGAGAGGGGCGAUAAUUCGCCAAAGGCGUGGGCGGACGCUGUUUCUCCGACGUUCGAGAAAGAGGAGGAGAAAGCGUUGGAACCGAUCAAAAGCGAGAAAGACUCGGAAGAUUCGAAGCAGAAUUUCGAGAAGUUGAGCCUGGAGAAAAGGGAGGACUCGUUAAACGAGGACGCGACGGCGGAACAGCAGGCGAAGGAAGACAACAACAAACGGGAGAAGAACAUUCGAAACAGAACGAACAGCGGCGGAUCGAACUCGAGAGUGCGUGACUCUCGGGGUGGACGCCAAUGGGGAAGCACGUACAGCGUGUACGCCCGAGGUUGGCGUGGUCCAGAGACGAGAGGGCGACGAGGUGGGCCCAGAGCCGCCGCUAGACCAGCUUCGGCCAGAAGCGGCUCGUACGGGCACACCGAUUCGGAGAACAGUGCCGACGAGGUGUCCGGCUCGACAGAGUCCGGCAAGGAAGAGAAGAAGUCUGCCAGAUCGCCGAAGCCUAAUCAAAAGGCGGAGAAAGAGGAACGCAACCGCGAAGCAAUGGCGCCGUCCGGUCGAGAUGAGAAACGAGCCGAUUACGCUCAGUCGCAACGUAGCGAGAAGCGAACGUACGACAGUAAGUUGAAUCGCGAAGGUUUCGCCCCUUCGGGUGAACCGUCUCGCCGCGGUCGAGGAAGCAGUUUCCGAAUCCGAAGUACAACUGCCACCGGCAGCCGCAUGGAGGGAUACGGGCCCCCGUCUAGCAAGAGCCCUUUUUCCUCCGAGCGCAACGUCGACGAGAAACCAAACCCCAUGCGACAACAAAAUCCGUCAACGCCCACUCCGGAGAAGGAGAUGAAUUCCCUGCUGCCGUCGCAGGCCGAAUCCGCCGACGAUAAAAUCAUAGCGAAGCAGCAAGCACUCACCGCCGGAAUAACUGGAAAACGUGCCAAAUCCCCGAAUCAACAGUCGUCUCAGUCGCAGUCUCAACAGCAGUCCAAUAAACAGGACGCGAACCAUGCGAGCAGCAACGCAUUGUCUCAAAAGAUGCAAGUUACGAGGAAAGAAGAGUCGCGCUCAAAGAGAACACGCAGUGGAAGCAGGAGGGGUAGAGAUAAUCGUGAAUUGCGUUACCGCGGCAGCGGUAGUAACAUAUCGAAGCAAACGUCUUCGGACGUAGGGAACGAAGAUUGGGAAACCACGUCUGAGAACAGCGAGGAUCACGUGGAGGACCACAAGGAGUCGCGCAACAAUCGUAACAAGCAAUUCUCCGUACGCGCAAGCACGGGUAGUAAUCAAAAUGUAGCGUCGAACAUCCAUUCCCGUAGAAACGAACAGGCGGGGAACAACCGCGAGCAACGCGAGAAAAACGUCAAGUCUUCCAAUACAGCGUCGUCCCGGGCCCCCGGCGCGGAGAAACGAAACUUGCAGAAUUCCAGUUUCGUCGGUCAAAAGAAUCAUUCCAGCAGCAUUCCGCCGUUGAUACAGGCGACUCAAGUACAAAACGGAAGAUCGAGAAAUCAAACGUCUGGCGGUAACUCGACGAGUUCGGGUAAAUCGUUAACGAAAGACAGUACGGUGAAUCGUAUGGACGAGAUAAAGUUAACCGAUUCGAAUUUGGUUAAUCAAGCUCUCAACGACAUCAACAAAAGAUCCCAGGGGAAAGAGAAAAAAGCGAUAAUUGAUUGCGAAAUGGAAACGAGUAACUGCACGGAGGACGGUCCUAGCAUCGUCGAGGACAAAGUCGACUCGGAUGGCUUCCAAGAAGUUCGUUCCAAGAAAAACGUGAAAGAGUCGAGACACGGCCAAAAGGAGGAGACGAAACCUCUGAAGCGUGAAAAAGAGAAGGAUAGAGAGCAGCGGGAUCGUUCCAAGUCGAAAGCAAACGGCGGUUCACAGCAAACAACUUCGUUGCAACAAGUUCAAACUAUACCGCCUAUGCUUGGUCAAGCCAUUCCACAAUCCGCAAGUAUGUUACAGAAACAGUACGACAGAACUUCGCGAAGCCAAAAACUGGCGCCUAGAUUCCAAAAGCAACGAUUAGCCAAGCAGCAGCAGCAGCAGCAGCAGCAGCAGCAACAGCAACAGCAACAACAAAUGUGCGCGUCUGAGCCAAACGACGCGACGAAAAUCAACAAUUCGUCGAGUAACUUUGGUAAAGAGUCGUCGAGCAGCGGCCCUGCACCUCCGCCGUCUGUGAACGCUUGGGACAAGCCGUUCACAACGAGCCAGUUACAAUCGAAUUCUCCGUCAGCUGUACCCGCUGACAUUCAACUGAUACCCGGCUUAUCCACGCAGAACGAUCACGGCCACGUUCACAGUCACGAAGUUAACGAGCAAAUGAACUCUGGCAACAGCAGCCAACGGAAUUCGCCAAACGGCGAGAAGAACGUUGGGAAAAGUUUGAAGGACCAGCUGAUAGAGAAAGGUUCGGUCUCCGACGUGUCCUCGCCGCCCGUGCAAACGUUAAUAUUCGAAAACACGAAUUACUCGAAAACCACCAAGUCUGGCCCGUCCGAUCUAGCUGUGAAAACUAAAUUUCCGAAUCACAUGAAAACGCAGCAACAACGCAUGGAGAAACGCGCCGACUUGGAGGAAGAAGGCAGUGCCGCUGCAACAAUACAGCAACAGCAACAGCAGCAGCAGCAGCAGCAGCAACAGCAACAACAGCAGCAGCCGCCGCAACAGCAAAGUCUGCCGGUAGCGUUUUCGAACAAACCAAACGAUAAUUUGAUAAAGGACAAGAAUCAAGAGCCUAUUCAGAUGCCUCUGUCGUUCAACAAGAACGAGGACAACGCGGAUAUGAAAUUGGACUUCACUUUCGAUUCGGACCUCUCCCAGCUGACCGAGGACAAAAGCAAGAGCUUGGGGAUGACCCGGUCGAUGCACAUGGCCACUGGCCAAAAUACUAUUUCGCCCUCUACUGCCGAGCUUAAUUUAAAAAUCGCGUCUGUGAAGAAAGUUUGGGAGAAUGCGCCUCCCAUGCCAACCGUGGUCGAGCACGAGGAUGGCAAUGUUGUCAGUACUGCCAAUACUUUCCCACAGGCGUUUGAAAGUACGGAUGUUGAUGACAGUUACAGCCCUCAUCAACAAUACACUCAAAAUAACAUGAAAAACGAAAUAACGACGUCGACGAACGUGUGCAAGGUGAGAAAUCAUUUCGCGAACAUUAUAUCAUGUUAUCAUGCAUGUCUGAACUAUUACAUCACUAGAAAUUGAUUCGAUAUAUUCAGU
Frieseomelitta varia is the source of this 6089-nucleotide messenger RNA. RefSeq names its product zinc finger CCCH domain-containing protein 13-like. The record is from RefSeq and is a predicted model, not a curated record. The transcript has 7 exons. Gene Ontology annotation, biological process: cell differentiation. Lineage: Eukaryota; Metazoa; Arthropoda; Insecta; Hymenoptera; Apidae. The annotation marks the transcript as partial.